AUGGGUCCCUGCUCCCUGCCCCCACCUGCAGGGACCACUUCUGAGUGUCCAAAAAAGGAUGUAGCUUAUGGGAAGCUUUCACAAUCUGGUUUCUUUUCAGUAAAGACCUGCUCUUUUACCCUUGCUGUCCGCCGCCACUGCCUCCUGCCCAUGAGGGAUCUGGCUGAAAGGAGCCGAUGUAGCGUGGACAUCGAGGCCAACCCACCGGCGGGGAAACCCGGCGGCGACCGGGCUAGGGUCCGCGUCCCCCCCUUCCGCUUCCGGGAUAGGCCUAGCGCCGCCGGAAGCCCACCCGAGGGGCGGGGCCCGCGCCCGCUACGUGGUGGCGGGCGCGUCGGCCGGCGCGAGGCGGUGACGCAAGGCAGCGGCGACCAGUGGAGAGCGGCGUUGGGGGCGCGCGAGGGCGCGCGGGUGGCGGCGCUGUGCCUCCUGUGGUACGCGCUGAGCGCGGGCGGUAACGUGGUCAACAAGGUGAUCCUGAGCGCCUUCCCGUUCCCUGUGACCGUGUCGCUGUGCCACAUCCUGGCGCUAUGCGCGGGGCUCCCGCCGCUGCUGCGCGCCUGGCGCGUGCCCCCCGCGCCGCCCGUCUCGGGCCCCGGGCCCGGCCCACAUCCGUCUCCCGGCCCGCUGCUGCCGCCGCGCUUCUACCCGCGCUACGUGCUGCCACUCGCCUUCGGCAAGUACUUCGCGUCCGUGUCGGCGCACGUCAGCAUCUGGAAGGUGCCGGUGUCCUACGCGCACACUGUCAAGGCUACCAUGCCCAUCUGGGUGGUUCUCCUGUCCCGGAUCAUCAUGAAGGAGAAGCAAAGCACCAAGGUGUACCUGUCGCUCAUCCCCAUCAUCAGCGGCGUCCUGCUGGCCACCGUCACCGAGUUGUCAUUCGACAUGUGGGGGCUCAUCAGCGCCCUUGCUGCCACACUGUGCUUCUCGCUUCAGAAUAUUUUCUCCAAAAAGGUGUUAAGAGAUUCACGGAUCCACCAUCUCCGGCUGCUGAACAUCUUGGGCUGCCACGCUGUCUUCUUUAUGAUCCCCACGUGGGUCCUGGUGGACCUUUCAGCUUUCCUGGUCAGCAGCGACCUGACCUAUGUGUCCCAGUGGCCCUGGACGCUCCUGCUCCUGGCUGUCAGCGGCUUCUGUAACUUUGCCCAGAAUGUCAUUGCCUUCAGCAUCCUCAACCUCAUCAGCCCUCUGAGCUACUCCGUUGCCAAUGCCACCAAGAGAAUCAUGGUCAUCACGGUGUCCUUGAUCAUGCUGCAAAACCCAGUCACCAGCACCAACGUCCUAGGCAUGAUGACAGCCAUCCUGGGGGUCUUUCUGUAUAACAAAACCAAGUACGAUGCCAAUCAGCAAGCCCGGAAGCACCUCCUCCCUGUCACAACGGGGGACCUGAGCAGUAAGGAACAUCACCGGAGCCCCCUGGAAAAACCCCACAAUGGCAUCCUCUUCCCCCAGCACGGGGACUAUCAGUAUGGCCGCAACAACAUCUUAACAGAUCACUUCCAGUACAGUCGGCAGAGCUACCCAAACUCAUACAGUUUGAACCGUUAUGACGUGUAGAGUGUAGAGGGCAGGGUGGUAACUGUGUGACUCCUUCCCCCACUCCCUAGCAGUACCAGAAACUUCUGACAACCAGUGAAUGUACAACCCAGCCGAGGGGACGGUGCACAACCAUCAGAAGACCCUGGGCUUUCCAGCCCCUUGGGGGCAGCAGGACGCUGCCCUGCAGCAAGGGCCACCGCCCUCAAGCUCCCGUGUUCCAGGCCCUUUCUUCCUGGAGUCUGUCAUCCGAGGGCUGUGUUGCUGUGGAGACCUUGGCCAGGUUUUUACCUUUCUGUGUGGACUUCUUCCCCAAGUUAUGUAUUUUGAGAGUUCUCAUUCUGCUUUCCAGAUAGUAUUUCCAGGUAACUCUCCAGAGAGGCGGGAUCACUGUGGAUGCAGACCUCCCUGAGCAGGCAAGAGGGGGUUCCCGGGGGCCAAGGAAAGGACAGUAGGAUCGUGCUGGAGAAUGACAAACUAGCUGCUUCAAUUCUGCUGCUCAGAUAGGCCAAGGGCCGAGGCAGGCAUGGAGCAGGGGGGUACUAAUUAAAAGCAUGUCCAGCAACAAAGAUGGACCCAGUUUCCGGCCAACCCCUUGGCCGUUUGCAGUUACUGGCAGAUCUUCCAAAGAGAAAAGCUACUGCAAUUAGCCUUGAAUUCUUGGAGCCUAAUUCUUUGACCUGCAAGUCAGAGUCAGUAUAUGUCCAGAUCCAGAGGGAAGGGCAGCUGCUGUCUCCUGUGCCCUCUCUUUCCUAGCCAGAGCAGGGCAUCUCUCCUUGCUGGGGACAGCAAAGGGGGAGUGGCUGAGGGGCUGUCAGAGCAUUAGGAAAUCACGUUCAGUGUUUCAAGCUCUGUUUUUGUAAUACUCGUUUUGUCUUUUCUGAUGAGUCUUCGCUUCUGUGACGACUUAGUAGGAUGUUUGGUGGGGAGAUGUUAACUUGAUGAGGAUCUUGCAUUUUUCUAGGGAAUAUUUUGCAGUUUUGUGUGUUUAUGCCGUUGUCUCCUAUGGGGGGUGGGGCGCAUGAGGACUGGCUUAUAGAUUGAAAACCCUUUUGUUCUUAAAUGUUUAAAAACAAGAAAAACUCCUUCUGGUGAUGCGUGUCAUGAUACAUUUCAGCAUUAGUAGGAAGCGCUGAAGUUUCUGAAGCUCCUAAUGGCCCCAGCCGCCGAAAGCAGAAUGAAUCAAGAAUGUCAUCUCAACAGUUUGUGUAAUAGAUGAGACCACAGCACUUUAAUUCCAUGACCUGAUCUGGUGGGGUGUCUGCAUUAGGAUCGGAACCAUGUCCUGGUGAAGGGGAGAAGCGGCAAGCACCAAGCUAGGAUUUGGGUUUGGAUAAAUCACGUAUCAGGAAAAUGAUGUGGCCCCAGCAGGUAGCCCAUGUGCCGAGGUUCAGGUCAGGGUCUCCAUCUUUCCUAGCGUCACAAGAGGAUGCUGUCCUCGCAGAGGGGACCACUGGCUCAGCUGCUGGGGUCCCUGGUGAUGUCUGCCUUCCUUCGGGGCUGUGCCCAACCUCUUGAAUAGGCACUCGGAGGAAGCUGCAGGUGGGACAGUGGGUCACCCUUUAUGUCUUGGUGAGACAUUUCCCCGUCUGAGGGAGUACCAUAGCUUAUGAUGGACUCCUGGUUUGGUUAUUUUUGUCAGCUUAUGAGUGGGCUGGCUGUUCCUGGAGGUCACCCGGUCCCCUUGUGGCCGGAGUUUAUGCACCACCAGCCUCAGGUCCCUGUGUGUUCACGUGUCGUUCACUUUCUUUGUAAUUAUUUUGGUUGGCCCAAGUUUUGAGACGGUUGCUGUGUAACACGGGAAGGAGAAAUCUGAAGGGCAUUUGUGAAGAGUUUGCUGAGUGUCUUCACAGAGGCAUUACAGUCUGUAGCUGAACUUUUCUCACUGGUGACUAGCAACAAAUGGGGGUAAUUCUGCACCACAAAGAUACUGUGGUAGUUGUUUUUAUGAUUAUAGUGACUGAGUCCUUGAACAGAUAAUUGAACUCCAAAAUGAACUGUGUGUCUUUUCAGGUUUAAUGAAAUUUAUGAUGUUGCUAAAAUUUGUAUAUUGUUUCCCUUUUCCAAUGCAAGAUCUGCUGGCGAGGGGAACGGACUGGUUUUAUUACGGUUUAUAAAUUAAUAAAUGGGGUAUUUAAUUCUGUACAUAAAUCUGCAGCAAGUACAUACACUGGAAUGAAUGAGACAAUCAUAUUAGACCAAAUCAUCCGAUCAAAAGACAAAGACAUACUUUUGAGACUUGAAGGUUCAGAGCUGACACUGACCUCCUGAAGGCCAGUUUUCCAGCCACUUUGGCCCUGGCCUACCACCCCUGCCCACUCCCACAUUCCCAUUUGCAGCUCUGUUCCCCUCUCCCUCUUCCUUGCUGGGGUUUGUGGCAGGAAAUUAAUCUACCCAUCCAUUGUGUGGUCUUGCCUACGACACUAACUCGAACCCAACUCCUUCAUUUUACAGAAGGGGAAACUGAGGCUCAGAGGGCAUUUUCGAAUAGUGUUUGUUCACUAUUUUGAGACUUGGUGUGGACUUUCUAAGCACCUUAUUUUAAGUCAUUCGUUAUAGGGAAAAUCAAACCCCUAUUACAAAGGAGAGAAACCAAACAUGUUGAAGUGAAGAAGCACUUGGGAUUUCUCAAUUUUGCUGUGUAUUUGGUAUACAUCAUGCAACAGGCCCUUUAUUGUUGCUGGGAUACAACCAGACCCGGGUAACUUAAGGUCUAACAGCCUUAAGGGGAUAGAACAUUAAAUUAUUAAAGGAACUGAAAAUUGUGAAUUCUUUUUUUUUCAGUGGUCACCUGUUUUCAAGAAUUAAAUGCUAUAGACUUCUGUGGGAUUGAUACUGUGUGUAUAUUCAUUGAUGGCAUUUACCAAAAAUAAACGAUGGUCUCCAGGGAA
This is a messenger RNA of Herpailurus yagouaroundi (jaguarundi), 4427 nucleotides long. It is a transcript of the gene SLC35E1, whose product is annotated as solute carrier family 35 member E1. The transcript has 9 exons. The coding region runs from base 1 to 1557 and encodes 518 amino acids. Lineage: Eukaryota; Metazoa; Chordata; Mammalia; Carnivora; Felidae. The record is from RefSeq and is a predicted model, not a curated record.